GGGGGGAGGGAGAGAAAGAGAGUAGAGGAGAUACCGGCAUAGGACGUGAAAAGCCAUCCAGCCGUUGGUCGGGUGAGACGCAACAAGAAAUCAGAAAUUAGCAAGAAUAGUAAGUAAGAUUAGCCUCCAUUACUGGAUGGAACAAUAACGGCAAGGCUGGGAAAAACUCUCACGCGACCAAGCGAGUUUAAACUGUUGGAUGUUACCCGAGCUGAAGCGGUUUGUUAGCGUGUUAUCACUUUGUAAUUAAAUCCAAAUUAAGAGCUGGGCUUCGGGUGGUGGAAGUGAAACUAGCUAGCAACGUCCACUGUGGAUUUAAAGAACCGAGACGUUGGUUGAAUUUCAGCGGGACGGGUGACAAGCUGUGAUUCAGACUCACCUGCUAGGACUCUCCUCCGCCACCUCUAGACCUCCACACCGGGGGUAAAAACCACAACCGAGCCUCUUGUAUCUGUACACCGAGGAGAAGGCGGAGGAGGAGGAGGAGGUGGAGAGGGAGAGCACGGCUGGCACAAAGAGCGGAGAGCAUCCAGAGAGAGGGGAGGAAGGAGGACGGGACGGAGAGAGCGCGGUGAGGACAACAACGGGGACCCAACAGAGAGCAUCCCUCUUUAACACCCCAUCUGCACAGACAACACUCCGCACAUAAGCAUCAUCUGAAAACGGGAUCCUGCACGCUGUUUAUCCUCCAAAAGGGAUACCUGCUCCUGAUCUGUUUGUCCCUCAGCCCCUGCAGUACCCAGUCCUCCUCUCCACUCUGUCCUGAUGAAGGAGGCCGACGCCAUCAAGCUGUUCGUGGGGCAGAUUCCCCGGAAUCUGGAAGAGAAGGACCUCAAGCCUAUCUUCGAGCAGUUUGGCAAGAUCUAUGAGCUAACUGUGAUUAAGGACAAAUACACUGGCAUGCACAAAGGAUGUGCGUUUCUGACGUACUGUGCGAGAGAGUCGGCACUGAAAGCCCAGAGUGCUCUACACGAGCAGAAAACACUACCAGGGAUGAAUCGGCCAAUCCAGGUGAAACCAGCUGACAGCGAGGGCAGAGGAGGUCUCUCAGAGGACAGGAAGUUGUUUGUGGGCAUGCUGGGGAAGCAACAGAGCGACGAGGACGUCAGACGACUGUUUGAGCCCUUUGGCAGCAUAGACGAGUGUACUGUGUUGAGAGGACCCGACGGCACCAGCAAAGGGUGCGCUUUUGUAAAAUUCCAAGGACACGCUGAAGCCCAGGCUGCCAUCAACAGCUUGCAUGGAAGCCGCACAAUGCCUGGCGCGUCGUCCAGUCUGGUGGUGAAGUUUGCCGACACAGAGAAGGAGCGGGGGCUGCGGAGGAUGCAGCAGGUGGCCUCCCAGCUCGGCAUCUUCAGCCCCAUGACCCUCAACUUCCCCGCCUACAACGCCUACACGCAGGCGGUCAACGCACAGCUUGUCCAACAGCAGGCCCUGGUUGCCCAGUCAGCGUACUUGUCUCCUGUGGCAACAGUUGCCGCCGUACAGAUGCAGCAGAUGGCGGCGCUCAAUGCCAACGGAAUCAUUGCCACACCCAUUACACCCAUCACGCCGUCCUCGGGUACAAACACUCCGCCAACUAUCGCAGCGACGCCUGUGGCAGCUCUCCCUCCGCCCCUAGGAGUGAAUGGUUACAGCAGUCUGCCAGCCCCCACCAAUGGACAACAAGCAACAGAAGCACUAUACACCAAUGGCGUUCACCCAUAUCAAGCUCAGAGUCCGGCAGCGGCUCUGGACCCCCUACAGCAGGCAUAUGCUGGCAUGCAGCACUACACAGCGGCAUACCCUGCUGCCUACGGAUUGGUCGGGCAGCCGUUCCCCCAGCAGCCAACACUGGUUGCCCAGCAACACCAGCAGCCCCAGCAACAGCAGCAGAGAGAAGGUCCAGAGGGCUGUAACAUCUUCAUCUACCACCUGCCUCAGGAGUUCAGUGACUCUGAGAUGCUGCAGAUGUUCCUGCCCUUUGGCAAUGUCAUCUCAGCUAAGGUGUUUGUCGACCGUGCCACCAACCAGAGCAAAUGCUUCGGAUUUGUGAGUUUUGACAACCCAGCCAGCGCUCAGGCCGCCAUCCAGGCCAUGAACGGCUUCCAGAUCGGCAUGAAAAGACUGAAAGUGCAGCUCAAAAGGCCCAAAGACGCCAACCGCCCAUACUGAGUGACAGCUGAGACGAAGGAGAAGAACUAAAGAGAGGUGACCUUUCAGAGUCCAGCCGAGGUGGAAUCCCAGGGUUCAUAGUGCUUUCAGACUGUCUGCUACCUUUGAGCGUCCGGGGAGUGCAGCCACACACACAUACACACACUCACACAAUACACAUGCACUCUCAACACUGAACCUCAAACGGUACAAGGCUGAUAUACAAAUGUACAUAAAGUGCACAGAUACACACACACACACACACACACACACACACACACACACAUGCCUGCAGACACUCACACACGGUUCACACGAGUCAGUAAUCUUACCCAUACGGCCGAGAGCUUGGUUUGACCACGGUCUGUGUGUCGCCAACAGGGUGUUUAGUUCAGUUAAGACAACUCAGACCGAGCAUGUAUGGAAGGUACUGAUGAAAAAUGCUGAUAUAUCACUUCAAUAGACUUUAACGUGUCUAUACCAUGUCUAUUCCAUGACAAAUAUAGAGGGGCCGAUGUUUCAUAAUAAAAAAAAAAGGCGAGAAAAUACAAAAAAGACGACUAAAUGAGUAGGUUAGAGAGACUUUGGAGAAAAUCCUAAUGACCUGUAAAUAAUUUAGUUUACAAAGAGCAGCAUUUAAAAAACAAGAAAAAAUGCAAAAAGAAUACUACUUUAGAUAAACACUGAACAGGACACAGCGACAUUAUUAUUAUUAUUAUUAUUAUGAUUAUUAUUAUUACCACUAGUAACAUCAUGAUCCUCAUAAAGGGAUAUUACAUUCCAAAUUGUAAAAUGGGAAAUCACUAACCUAUUUUAAAUUUCUACUUAGAUUUUAGGUGAAGCUCGGGGGAGGGGGGGAUUGCACUUUUAUUCGGGAGGUUUUAAUAUUUGAGCUAUUUUUUAUUUAUUUACUAAUUUAUCAAUUAUUUUGUUUAUCGGGAGAAGGGGUUUGAGUGGGUUGCAAUAUUUUGAUUUUAGAAUUUUCUAGAGCAAAAACCUUUUGAGGGCCUGUUUCUGUCAGACUCUUGCAAUCGAGUAAUUAUAAUGUAUGUAUUAAUUAUUACAGCAAUUAUAUUUAUUUCUAAUUUAUUGAAUCCUGUUUUUGAUCCACUCUCUUUUUAAGUUAAAAUAAAAAGUAUCAUACUAAAUGUCCUAAUGUGAUUUG
Epinephelus moara (kelp grouper) is the source of this 3298-nucleotide messenger RNA. RefSeq names its product CUGBP Elav-like family member 3. The record is from RefSeq and is a predicted model, not a curated record. Gene Ontology annotation, molecular function: mRNA binding. Gene Ontology annotation, biological process: mRNA splice site recognition; regulation of alternative mRNA splicing, via spliceosome. The coding region runs from base 766 to 2154 and encodes 462 amino acids. Gene Ontology annotation, cellular component: ribonucleoprotein complex; cytoplasm; nucleus. The transcript has 15 exons. NCBI's taxonomy places the organism in Eukaryota, Metazoa, Chordata, Actinopteri, Perciformes, Serranidae.